Molecule: messenger RNA, 1639 nt
Organism: Corylus avellana
Lineage: Eukaryota; Viridiplantae; Streptophyta; Magnoliopsida; Fagales; Betulaceae
Gene: ISPD
Product: Nucleotide-diphospho-sugar transferases superfamily protein
Biological process (GO): isoprenoid biosynthetic process
Molecular function (GO): 2-C-methyl-D-erythritol 4-phosphate cytidylyltransferase activity
Source: RefSeq, a predicted model, not a curated record
GUUGUAUUACGGAGAGAGAGAGACAGAGAGAAGUGAGAGAUGGCGCUUCUUCUUCCCGUGAACCUGAGCUUUCCUUCUCCUGCUGAUUCUUUUGGUUUCUCUUCAUUUUCUCGUUCGCUUUUCUUUACUAAUCACCGAAUUCCCGUCAAGUCAAUUCGAGUACUACAUUCACACUCCAACCUUACAUUUCCUUAUCCAGGUCCUCAAUUCGAAUUCAGGGAAAAGGCGAGAGCUUGUAGAUUAAGGAUCACUCCUCGCUGCACCUCAAACUCUGAGAAUGAAGAGUCUAGAGUUGUGAAGGAGAAGAGCGUAUCGGUGAUUCUAUUGGCUGGAGGGAAGGGCAAAAGGAUGGGAGCGAGCAUGCCAAAGCAGUAUAUCCCACUUUUAGGCCAACCAAUUGCUUUAUAUAGUUUGUACACUUUCUCACAAUUGAUUGAAGUGAAGGAAAUCAUUGUGGUUUGUGAUCCCUCCUACAAGGACGUUUUUGAAGGAACCAAAGAGAAGAUUCGUGUGGAACUUAAAUUCACACUCCCUGGUAAGGAAAGACAAGAUUCUGUCUACAGUGGACUUCAGGCAGUUGAUUUAAACUCAGAGCUUGUUUGCAUCCACGAUUCUGCAAGACCUUUGGUAUCAUCAGGAGAUAUAGAAAAGGUUCUUAAAGAUGGUUGGCUGAAUGGAGCAGCUGUACUUGGUGUUCCUGUAAAAGCUACAAUCAAAGAGGCCAACAGCGGAUCUUUUGUAGUAAAAACUCUGGACAGGAAAAAACUUUGGGAAAUGCAGACCCCACAGAUCAUUAAACCUGAGUUACUUAAAAAGGGUUUUGAGCAUGUAAAUAGAGAAGGACUUGAAGUCACCGAUGAUGUGUCUAUUGUGGAGCACCUCAAGCAUCCUGUAUACAUUACUGAAGGAUCUUAUACCAACAUCAAGGUCACAACCCCAGAUGAUUUAUUGCUUGCAGAGAGAAUAUUGAAGGGUGGGCGUUGAAUUUGCAUUGAGUACAUUUUAGGGCUACACCGUGAAAGGACUUACCACAAGAAUCACAUGAAGGAGGGUUCUUGGUCUUUUCAACAAUAAUGAGAGGAUUUUGGUGAUCUUUAUUUAUGUAAGUUCUUCCAUACUCGAUGCAAACAUUUUUCCCAAUAACACACCAGGGACGAGCAGUGAACUUACAUUCUUCACAGUAAUAAAACCAGCGGUCUGGAUCUCUUUUUUCUUCACAAAUUAGACAAUAAUAUUCUUCGGGAUCAUAUUCACGUGUAUAGAAGAGAUGUAGGCAAUGUGUAUCAUAUUCAUAUCUAGCUACUAGUGGAAGAGUUGUACAUCUAAUGCACAAGGUGAACUCGUUGCAAUAAGUGCAGAGGAAUUUCAAAACCCCUUUAUAAUUUUUACCACAAGCAUUGCAAGCUCCAUGAGAUAUUUUAGCAAUGGAAAUGGGGUGUGGGUGACCUUCAUGUUCCAGGUGAUCCAGAAUUAAACAACACUAAACGUCAAAAUUGUAGUGCUCCAUAGAAAGUUUGUCACAUAUAUAGGUGAAGCCAUGGCGAUGAUGUUUACAAACAUCACACCAGAACAAUUCAUUGGUGUUUGGAUCCUUUGAGACUAUUAGGUUGAGCGGAUGUUCAUGAAGUAACAUUCGCGU